AUGUCAAGUGAAAGUUACUAUGGAACAAUUGCUCUGGCAGCAGGAUGGGGUAAAACACUUAAUGGUGAAACUCCUAGAUUAAUGGAAACUGUUGAAUUGACAAUAUUAUCAAAAACAGAAUGCGAAAAUAAAAUUGAGGAACAAUAUGGAUCUAGAGUUAUUAUUGAUGAAAGAUACUUAUGUAGUUUUGCAGAUCCACAUGCUAUACUUAGUAGCUAUAAAGAUGAUAGAAAUAAUCAAGUAGAGCUUGAUCACGUUUGUACGGGAAUACUUAUUUCAAGGCAGGAUGUAUUAACAGCUGAACAUUGUUUUGCAAAUUUAGAAUUAAAUGUAACUGAAAUAAUCGUUGGAUCCAGUGACUUGAAUGAAGGUAUCAAAUAUUAUCCAUUAUGGUGGAUAACGUAUAAUGAGUGGAUUCUCCAAAAGAAUAUGCAUAGACAGUUCAAGGAAAACGACAUAGCUGUCAUACGAUUAAAUACAAAAGUCUUGGAAACAAUACGGUUAGCAAUUCUAUCUACUCUGUCGACGUACGAUUUGUAUGGAUUAAAAGUUGAGACUGCAGGAUGGGGCAAGUCGAAUAAUGAUAGAUCUCCAAGGAUUAUGGAAACUGUAGCAUUGAGAGUCUUAAGGAUCCCAGAAUGCGAACAUAAAAUCGAGAAACUUCGUGGACAAAGAAUUCAUAUUCCUACAAGAGUUCUUUGUACUGUUGGAGAACCGUAUGCGUUGUUAAAUCACGGUGACAGUGGAGGUCCUCUCCUAUACAACGAUACUGUUAUAGGUAUUAAUAUGUCAACGUGUCCGAAAUUAAGACAACAAAUUCAUCGGGGACAAGUUAAUCUUCAUGUAUAUAUUAAUUACUAUAGAGACUAUAUUAUUGAUGUCCAGAAUAAUUUUUAAAUGGAGUAAUGCAUUGUAAUAAGAUCUAAAUAUGCCAUUAAAAAUGAAAUAAGAA
This is a messenger RNA of Ceratosolen solmsi marchali, 952 nucleotides long. The record is from RefSeq and is a predicted model, not a curated record. NCBI's taxonomy places the organism in Eukaryota, Metazoa, Arthropoda, Insecta, Hymenoptera, Agaonidae.